Messenger RNA from Talaromyces proteolyticus, 2013 nucleotides. Its product is annotated as putative arylsulfatase. The transcript has 3 exons. The coding region runs from base 87 to 1910 and encodes 607 amino acids. Gene Ontology annotation, biological process: phenol-containing compound metabolic process. Gene Ontology annotation, molecular function: glycosaminoglycan binding; N-acetylglucosamine-6-sulfatase activity; arylsulfatase activity. Lineage: Eukaryota; Fungi; Ascomycota; Eurotiomycetes; Eurotiales; Trichocomaceae. The record is from RefSeq and is a predicted model, not a curated record.
GUCAAUUGAAGUCACUCUUUAUUUCUUUAUUGUAUCCAGGUCAUUAAAACGUCGCCGAGGUGAAGGCUAGGCUAGGAAAUACAGCUAUGCGAUUACCUACCACAGCUGCAGCUGCAAUUGCAGCCCUGGCAGCCACUGCCAAUGCAUUCGAUCUUCAGCAACUCCAACAACCCCUCCAGUCCAUUCUAAAAUCCCAGGAAAAUAAGCAGCAUCAAAAGCAACAACCAAAUAUUGUGUUCAUUCUAACCGAUGACCAAGACCUCCAAUUAGACUCGCUAUCGUAUAUGCCCCUACUCCAAAAACACCUCCAGCGAGAAGGAACCUUUUACGAAAAUCACUUCGUUCCCACGGCGCUGUGUUGUCCUGCUCGCGUAACAUUGUGGACGGGGCGAUAUGCACACAACACCAACGUGACGAAUGUGAAACCUCCAUAUGGCGGAUACCCCAAGUUUGUAGAACAAGGCUUCAACUCCAAUUUCCUACCCAUCUGGCUGCAAUCCGCCGGAUACAAUACCUACUACACGGGGAAAUUAUUCAACUCGCAUACCGUCGAGAAUUACCAUUCGCCGCAUGUGGCUGGUUUCAAUGGAAGUGAUUUCUUACUCGAUCCAUUCACCUAUUCAUAUCUCAACUCGGUCUAUCAACGAAAUCACCAUGAGCCGACCAGUUACGCAGGGAGGCAUACGACAGAUGUAAUAACCGAAAAAGCGCUGGGGCUUUUGGAUGAUGGCAUUGCGGGUGUCGAGUCCGCCGGAAGACCCUUUUUUGUGGGGAUUGCCCCUGUUGCUCCUCAUGCAAAUAUGAAUCCUAGUGAUCCGCCACUGAAAAUGACGGAGCCGAUACCUGCGGAGAGACACAAACAUCUUUUCAAAGGUGUCAAGGUGCCCAGAAAGCCGCAUUUCAAUCCAGAUACUCCUAGCGGAGUCAACUGGAUAGCUAGCCUUCCACAACAAGACGAAGCCACUGUCGAUCAAAAUGACCACUUUUACCGCCAGCGCCUGCGUGCUUUGCAGGGUGUUGACGAGCUGGUUGAUCAGGUGGUCACCCGUCUCGAUGAUGCUGGCGUUCUCGAUAACACGUACAUCAUCUAUACCUCUGACAACGGAUAUCAUAUCGGCCAGCAUCGGCUUCCACCAGGCAAAGAAUGCGGCUUUGACGAAGACAUACGCGUGCCGUUGUUCAUUCGCGGCCCUGGCAUUCCCAAGGGUCGUGUGGAAAAAGCAGUUACCGCGCACGUCGAUCUCGCGCCAACAGUGCUACACCUCGCCGGCGCUGCGCAACGUGAUGAUUUUGACGGUAUCCCGGUGCCAUUACCAAAUGGCCGAAAGCAGGUCUACAACCGCGAAAUCAUCGAAUCUCAUAAACGCCACGAACAUGCAAAUGUGGAAUUCUGGGGUAUAGCAAUCCCCGAAGGAGAAGGGAAUUCCUUUGGUCCAAACAACCCCGCAGUGGUUGAGAACAAUACGUAUAAAGGCCUACGACUACACUCGCCAGAAUCAGGGUACGAUUUGUACUAUUCCGUUUGGUGUAAUAAUGCGCAUGAACUGUACGACCUCACCAAGGACCCCUAUCAAUUACACAAUAUCUAUCCAUCUUCUUCAUCCAUUCACCGGUAUCUGCUCGGGGCUUCGAUAGAUCAGGUAAUCAACCGGCUCGAUGCGCUGCUACUUGUUCUCAAAUCGUGCCGUGGACAUACAUGCCAUGCACCCUGGUCCGUCCUUCAUCCCAAGGGCGAUGUUGAGACGUUGAAAGACGCGUUGGAUUCGAAGUUUGACUAUUUCUACGAGGAACAAGUCAAGAUCGAGUACGAUCGAUGCGAGGGCGGGUAUAUUGUUGAUGCGGAGGGGCCACAAGUGGGAUAUCAAUAUUUGACUGAGAGGGACGGGCUAGGAUGGAGUCAUUGGGAAUAGAUAUGUAAAUAGACAAUAUACUCAAGUUCGUUCAUCUAAAAUUGAAUAUAAAUCUAUCUAUGCCUUGCUCUUCACCUAACUUCCUAUACAUUGUGAGCUUCAC